CAAUCACUCAGCUUGCUCCUUUUACUUGAACCGUAGUCACUAUCACUUUCGCUAAUACUUCUCGUCAAGGAAGGGUCAGGGUUCGUUACAGUUAACAAGUCCCAUGACAAUGUAAUUUGUACACAAAACAUCUCUUUGCGUGAAGAAACCGUGCGUACGUGAUGAACUAACUCAACGGUGGCUUCGUCUUCCUUCAAGAAUUCCCGGACCAUUUCGAGAGCCCGCUUCUCAUACCAUGCAUCACAUACGUCCUUAUGCGCCUUUGCAAAUAAGUAACAAUAAACUAUCACUGGGAAAGUGUGAGAAGCUUCAGCCGGAAGAUGCUUGGCCAGCACUCCCUUGA
Messenger RNA from Haemonchus placei, 343 nucleotides. NCBI's taxonomy places the organism in Eukaryota, Metazoa, Nematoda, Chromadorea, Rhabditida, Trichostrongylidae. The record is from the annotation of a GenBank genome assembly.